CAGGGAUCGUACCGAGCGCAUUGAUUGCGAUUGCGCAACAAAUAUUGGACAGCGAAGCAAUGUCGAUACCAGUCACGCGGUGGGUGGACCCUCCGAUGCCGUCGGAGGCGAUUUACGCGUUCCUUGGCAUUGCGACGCUGCCGCGGCUGCUACCCGGCAACCCGCUGCGCCAUCUCCCGCGAGAGAUGGUGCUACGCGUGGCGCAGUUUGCGUACAGUCCCGCGUACCGCGCUAGCUGGUCGCACCCAUGGAUCGACACCGACGCCGACGGGCGAGAGGCGGUCGAGGUCGAUGUCAUGCCUUUACUCGACGCACCUUUUGGUCAAUAUUUAGGACUCACCGUUUCUCGCCCGAUUCGCCGGGGCGUGACCUAUGUCGAGGUGACAUUAAACUGCGCAUGGUACGGUACGGGCGUGCAGCUCGCGGGAUUAGGCCAAGAGUUUCGUCUUGCGCUCACUUGUGAUGACAGCACUAUCCCAGAAACCAAUACCGCUCAUUUGCUACCGUAUGAUGACAUGACUCAGCGUCUGGCAGUGAGAAAUUUCGACAACUGCUGGACCUGGAUAACCGAACCAGUUAUUUUCGGCCUGCUCAUUGAUAUGACUCGUGGGUGCUGCACGUUUUACCUUAACGGACGCGUCGGUCCCUGCGUGCGAUUUCCCUCUUCUGGCGCACAGCACUGGCGGCAACAUGGGGUCCAAAUUCAGGUCGACGAGUUUCCAGAGGAGACAUCACAGGGUCCGCCGCAAUGUCUCGUCUCCUGCGCGUCGCCCCGCCUGUCCCCGCCUACACCCUCAUCUGUCCCCAUGACACCCCAAGAACUCCGGGACAAGGGGGAUUUGUAUGUCGAAAUGUAAGAAGAUGAUGUGUCCGAG
Pelagomonas calceolata is the source of this 875-nucleotide messenger RNA. NCBI's taxonomy places the organism in Eukaryota, Pelagophyceae, Pelagomonadales, Pelagomonadaceae. The record is from the annotation of a GenBank genome assembly.